GGAAGCCUAAUCUUUCAUUGCGGACAUGACACUGACGAUUUGCAUUAGCUAGAAAAAUAAUGGCCUCAUCUUAGUAAAGUACCGCUAUGUCGUUUGUAUUGAACACUGAGGAAGUCGGCUUACCUGCUCAUGUAAGCUCUUAGCUUGAUAAAUCUGUCCGUCACUGAACACGACGCCUCUCCGGGCAGCUGGCUAGAUCACUGACGUCAACGUUGGACGAGCACAGCAGCGAGCGAUGACGGCCAGGAGAGCCGGCCGAUACCCUCGGACAUGUCCGGUUCUUGUCGCCAUCUUUCUGCUGGUUUUGAGUGUGCAGCUGGUGAGAACAGCUCCUGAAUAUGAUCCCUACAAAAUCCUGGGUGUCAGCAGGAGUGCGAGUCAAACAGAAAUCAAAAGGGCAUACAAGAACCUGGCCAAAGAAUGGCAUCCAGACAAGAACAAGGACCCUAAAGCUGAGGACAUGUUCAUCAAGGUUUCUAAGUCAUAUGAGAUUCUUUCCAAUGAGGAGCGGAGGUCUAACUUUGACCGCUACGGGCAGAUGGAUGAAAACCAGCCCUUUGGCCAGUCGCAGCAUCACGGUUUCCGAGGCUUCCACAACAGCUUCUACUUUGACGAGUCUUUUUUCCACUUUCCCAGGUCCAGGGACUUUGCAGAUAGCAAAUACCUGCUUCACCACGCACAGUUCAACAGUGAUGUCCUCCCAGACAGCCACAAGAGGCCGUAUCUAAUUAAAGUGACCUCUGAAUGGUGCUUUGCAUGCAUCCAUAUUGAGCCUGUGUGGAAGGAGACAGUGCAGGAACUGGAGCCACUAGGUGUUGGCAUUGGCAUUGUGGACCUGGGUAUUGAGCGUCGCCUGGCCAACCAGCUGGGAGCUCACCGCGCUCCCUCUAUCAUCGGGCUGGUGAACGGCAGGGUGACUUUCUUCCAUCAGGCUGUGGUACGGGAGCACCUGCGACAGUUUAUUGAAGACCUGCUGCCCCAGAAACUGGUGGAAAAGAUCACAGAUGACAACUACCUGACUUUUCUGGAUAGCUGGCAAGUGGAAAAUAAGCCCACCGUUCUCUUGUUUGACCAAGUCCCUAUUAUUCCGCUACUCUACAAAUUAACAGCGUUUGCCUUCAGAGACUAUGUGCGCUUUGGCUACGUGGACCAGGGUGACACACACAAUACUCGGCUACUGCGGCAGUUCAACAUAAACACAUACGCCCCCACCAUGUUGCUGUUCAAGGAGGACACAGAGAAGCCUGUUGACAUCAUCCAGGCCAGAGGAAUGAAGCGACAGAUCAUGGAUGAGUUUGUCUCCAACAACAAGUUCCUGAAGGUGCCACGGCUGAUCAACCAGCAGCUUUUUGAUGAGCUUUGUCCUGUCAAGCAGUUCCACCGACGGAGGAAGUACUGUGUGCUGCUGAUCACAGGGGACGAACAAGCCUUUAUCCCAGGCAAUAAGGCCUUCCUGGACUUUGCGUCAGCUAACGAAAAAGACGUGCUACGAUUUGCUUAUGUCUACCAGCGUCAGCAGCAGCCUCUCUGUCAGGCCCUGCUGCAUAAUCAAGCUGCACACUCACCACAGGUGGUGAUUCUUGAGAGGCGGAGCCAGGCUGGUAAGGUCCUGUACCGCUCUGUGAGCGGUGGCUGGAACGGCAGUGAAGAAGAUAAGUACAGGCUUCACGAACAGCUGGAGCUCCUUCAGAAAGACCCCACCUACCUGACCUCAGACGCCACUCUGCCAGAACUCAACAACGAGAUGGCCCCCAUGUUUAUUAUUCAGUGGAUGAAUGCUGCCUAUGAUUACAUCCUUCAAAUAUACGAUGACCUUCUCUACUCAAACUGGCGAGAGAUGAUGCCCAUCCUGUCGCUGAUCUUCUCAGCUCUCUUCAUUCUUUUUGGCACCGUUAUCAUUCAGGCCUUCAGUGAGCCAGGUGAGAGCAAACCCCGGAAACCAAAGCAAAAGGAGCAACCGCAAGCUGAGGACGAUGCUUCAAAUAGAGCUGGUACCUCGAGCCGUGCUCCUAAGAAGGACUUUGUGGAAGUGACAGAGCUGACAGACGUCACAUACAUCAGCAACCUGGUCAAGUUGAGGCCCGGCCACAUCAAUGUUGUCCUUGUGCUAACCAAUGCAUCCAAGACUGUCUUGCUCAGGAAAUAUGCAAAGGAGGUUUUUUCUUUUUCUGGGACUCAGACCCUCCACUUUUCCUUCCUAAAUGCCGAUAAGCACCGCCACUGGAUGCCGUCACUCCUUCGCUCCACUCCUGAUGCUAUGCAGGGCCACUCAGACGAGGACGAGGAGUCUUCAGACUACACCGGUCACGUCCUGGCCCUCAAUGGCCACAAAAAAUACUUUUGCCUCUUCAGACCCGUCUUCACAGGGGACGAUCCCAAUGACUCUUCAUCCGAAACCUCAUUCUCCUCCGACAGCAGGAGAAAGUCCAGGUCCAGAUCCAGAUCCAGCUCCCACUCCCGAUCCAGGUCCCAUUCCAGGGAUGAUGGGGCUGUACCCAAGAGAGGCUCCAGUAGGGCAACUACCAUAGAACUCCACCACAAGCUUGACAGGCUGGGACUGUGGAUGGAGAGGCUUAUGGAGGGCACCCUGCCCAGAUUACAGGUCCCUGCAUGGCCUUCUCUUGAUGAAACCACCUCCACGGAGAGCUGAGGUCAGAGUAAGAAAGGUACGAACGGUGGCAGAUACACUAUGUGGUCUUGCCUGCUGAUUAAGUUCUCGAUAAAAGAAAAACGCAGAACAAUGUUGCAGUUUUCAAAUUAUUAUUUAAGGUGUCUUUCACACAGGUGGGUUGCCGCAUUGAAUUGCUGCAGCCUGUUUGCAGAAUGUCCUGUUUUAUCUGAUAGUACGGUGCAGGUGAAAAUCGAAGGUUUAGAGUCGUUUGCUACCACAAACCUUUUUAAUAUAUGCAUCUUGAGGCAAAAUCUGAACUGUGAGGUGUCACUUCAUGUCUUCUGUACAGAGAAAAAAGGAGAGAAUCUAUCAGAAACCAUCAAAAGCAGAUGGUCUUAAAAAUGCCAGAGUCUGAGCUGUAACACAUACAUACACAGUCAGUCAGGCUUCACACACACAGGCGGUGUGUCUGAUUAGCUACAUACAGCAUCUUGCAUGCAAAGCGAAUUUUCAUAUCGGUUUAUUUGCUCACGAGUGUUUCUGCUGUCCCUGUUUAGUACCCACAUACAGCCAAUAAGCAUCUUGAUACUGAUGUGAGCUGUAGCUGUGUGUGGAGUGUGUCCAUGUAUGUGUGUGUACACGAACCCUUUGUGUUCUUUUCCUCUUCUUUUGUCUCUGUGCAUUAUGUGAAUUCGGACAGCAGUUUCCUUUGCUCUACUCGCUCUGAGUCCUUUGAACCACCGAGAGCCUCUAAAAUUUGCUUUGUACCUGAACACAUCUUUACAAUUGACAAUUGUGGGAGCGGGAGAAUUCUGGUGUAUACGAUCAGAUCUCCACAUCGGUUAAUACCGAGAAACCAAGCCUGUUGCACUGAAUAUUAUAUAUAUGUUUUUUUUUUACUUUCAGGAGUCUGCAGUUGAAUUUAAAUAUUGACCUUGGUUUGCUAUGAGAGGCGACCUUAAUUCACAGACAUAAACACAGAGAGAAUCUCAAAGCAUUGUAAACAGCAAUAAUCACUUUAGUCACACAACACUAGCUCCAUUUCAGUAUGUUUUUAAAAAAUGGAUGCUGAUUCAGAAAGAUUGUUUCUGCUCAGACUGAGCUGCCAUGUCUUGCUGCUGUUUAGUUGAGGGAUUUUACAUUGAGUACUGUACUGGCCAAGUUUAAUAUCAUUUUGGGUAAGAGGUAACGAAAAUGUUGAGAUUUGCUUUUGUUUGUCUGAUUUUGCUCGUGUUUUCUAAGUUCUUGUCUGAAUCAGGGAGAAACAAUAAAUCCUACUACAUAUAUAUAGACUUUAAGCCUGUGCCCUUAAACCACUGUAAAUUUGAAUGCAUGGAAUUAAGUAGAUCUAAAAACACUCAACAUAAUUAGUGAAUUUGCACUGGCGACUAAAUGUGUCACCACCUCCAUCUCCUCCUUUAUAAUCUCUAAUGGAAUCUGUUGCUGCUCAACGAAUAACAACUGCGGUACACUGUAACUUGUAACUCAUUAUUUUUCUUGUAUGUCCUCUGAACUUGAUUUAUGUCAAUAUCCAGCUGUGAAAAAUGAAGUGUAACUUAUUAAAAAGAAAAUCCUUUUAAA
This is a messenger RNA of Larimichthys crocea (large yellow croaker), 4192 nucleotides long. It is a transcript of the gene dnajc16l, whose product is annotated as DnaJ (Hsp40) homolog, subfamily C, member 16 like. The coding region runs from base 236 to 2650 and encodes 804 amino acids. The record is from RefSeq and is a predicted model, not a curated record. The transcript has 15 exons. Lineage: Eukaryota; Metazoa; Chordata; Actinopteri; Sciaenidae.